This is a messenger RNA of Stylophora pistillata, 2798 nucleotides long. Its product is annotated as ATP-binding cassette sub-family F member 3. The record is from RefSeq and is a predicted model, not a curated record. Lineage: Eukaryota; Metazoa; Cnidaria; Anthozoa; Scleractinia; Pocilloporidae. Gene Ontology annotation, molecular function: ATP binding; ATP hydrolysis activity.
UGUGAAACAACAUGGCGAACGGACUUGAGACCUGCCGGCGAAUUCUUAGAGACAAAUUUCCGGCAAUCGACGACGAUCUUUUUAAAUAUGUGACAGAUAUUCUCGAAAGUGGAGUGGAUGAUUUUGAGAAUGGUGAGGAUAUUUAUGAUGCCGUUGGAAGUAUUUUGGCUGAGGUGGCUGGCGAUGAAGGAGAAGAUGAAAUAAUUGACUUGUGCAAUCAGCUGCUAAGUACAUUGAAAGGCGAUGGCUGCAAUGGCACUGACACAGAUCAAAAUGCCCAAAAGUUACUCCACACUCCUGUUAAUUUGAAGGAAAUGGCAAAAAAUUUGGAAACACAGACGGAUGAUGAUCCAUCAAGUAUUUGGAUUGUUAAAAGGGAAAGUAACACAGUUGUAGAUCAGAAGAAACUGCAAAAGGCUGAAGCAAAGUUAAAAGCAAAACAGGAGAAACGUGCACAAGAAGAUGAACCUAUCAAUGAAAUCAGAGGAAGACAAAUAGACAAUGCAUCAGCUUGCCAGAGCUCAAACAAAAGAGAAAGCAAAUUAGAAGCCAGUGGUAUUAAUAAAAGUCGUGAUAUCAGGAUAGAGAACUUUGAUCUUUCCUAUGCGGAAAGGGUAUUGCUGAAAGAGGCAGAGUUAUCCCUAAUUUUUGGCAGGAGAUAUGGUUUGGUGGGUAGAAAUGGAAUUGGAAAGACGACCCUGAUUAAAAUGCUCUCUAGGCGUGAGUUAUUUGUGCCCUCUCACAUUUCUAUUUUGUGUGUACAACAAGAAGUAAAAGGUGAUGAAACGCAAGUUCUACAGAGUGUUUUGGAGUGUGAUACAGAAAGAGAAAACCUCUUACAGGAAGAGAAGAAACUUCUUGCACAGUCAAGUGCUAAGUCUGACACAUCUGAUGGCACAAGUGGAAGAUUAGCACAAGUUUAUGCAAGGAUGCAAGAAAUAGAGGCUGACAAAGCUCCUGCAAGAGCUUCAUCGAUACUGGCUGGAUUGGGCUUUUCAACAAAAAUGCAGAAUCAGCAAACGAGAGAACUGUCUGGUGGCUGGAGAAUGAGGCUUGCUCUUGCCAGAACACUUUUUAGCAGACCAGAUCUGUUACUUCUUGACGAACCUACGAAUAUGUUGGAUCUGAAAGCUGUUCUAUGGCUGGAAAAAUAUCUUCUGAACUGGCCAUGCACUCUUCUCGUGGUAUCACAUGACCGUACCUUUCUUGACGCUGUCGUUACCGACAUAAUUCACAUGCACUCCCAGAGACUUGAGUCAUACAGAGGAAACUAUGAGAAUUUUGUCAAGACCAUGACUGAAAAACUCACCAAUCAGCAGCGAGAAUACGAAGCACAGCAAAUGCACAGGCAGCAUCUGCAGGCUUUUGUUGACAGAUGGAGAUACAACGCUAAAAGAGCAUCUCUUGCACAGAGCAGACUUAAGGCUCUCGAGAAGCUACCUGAUCUUCAGCCAGUUGUAGUCGAUCCACCCGUGGUACUCAAAUUUCCCGAAUGUGAAAAACUUUCUCCUCCCCUAUUGCAACUGGAUGAGGUGACUUACUACUACGAAAAAGGGAAAGUGGUUCUCAAUAAAGUAAGCCUCUCUGCAAAUCAAGAGUCGCGGAUAGCUUUGGUUGGUGAAAAUGGACAAGGAAAAACGACGUUUUUGAAACUGUUACGAGGAGACCUGGAACCAGUGUCUGGACUCAAAUUUGCUCAUAGGAAUUUAAAGAUUGGUUAUUUCAGUCAACAUCACGUUGAUCAACUUGGUUCAGAACUUACUCCAUUGGCUUUGCUUGCUUCUAAAUUUCCAGGACAACACGAAGAAGAGUACCGCCGUCAGCUGGGUCGAUAUGGAGUCAUUGGUGACUUGGCUCUCAGACCUGUGAAGAGUUUAUCGGGUGGUCAGAAGAGUAGGGUAGUUAUGGCACUUAUGAGUAUGAUAAGACCUCACUUUCUUAUUCUUGACGAACCCACGAACCAUUUGGAUGUCGAGACCAUAGAAGCUCUUGGAGUUGCUCUGAACAAUUACAAGGGCGGUGUAAUAAUGGUUACCCAUGACGAAAGACUAGUAAGAAGUGUAUGUAAAGAAGUCUGGUUAUGUUCCAAUGGCUCUGUCAUCAGACAAGAUGGUGGAUUCGACCAGUACCGAAAACUACUCGAAGAUCAAAUUCGAGAUUUAUGACCAAAUGAUUAGAAAUGAAAAUGGCAAUUACCAAUGACAGAUAACUACUACGAUGUUUCAUCAAUAACGGUGCUCGGGUGAAUGUAGCUUUUCCUUCCCACACGCUCAACGUUUAAGACCAAGUUCUAAAAUGCUAAAUAUAGGAAAUUGCAGGCGCAUCGCGGUAGUUAUAGGCAUACAGAUUGGCCUUGGCAUGAGAACCAUGAAGGACAACGGUGAAGAAAAGCAAAGAAGUUAGCAUAAACAGGAAAAAGAACUAAUGGAUAAGUGGCAAAGCGAAGCUUUCACUAAGGUGUACCUUCCAUAGUAGUUGUAGAGGUAGUAGUAGUAGUAAUAAUAAAACUAAUAAUAACUAUGAUACUUAAAAUAAUAAUAUUAAUCAAAGUAAUAAUGAUAAUAACAAUGAUAAUAAAUACACGAGCAUAAAAAUGUUCAAUUCUAGAAGCCACUUAAAACACGAUCCGUCUAUGUGCUGUCUAUGUUGUUGUACCUAAUACCUUCGCAAAUCUUCCAUGCACACCCUCUGUUCUUGUCUCUGUAACAAAUUUUGUAUGAUACGAGUUCUGUAUCCUUAAUAGAUGUAGCGCUCAAAUUGUACUGUUGGUAAUUGAAGAAUAUAGUGAAUUAGCCUGA